CCUGGGCCCCGGCGGGCGGCGCUCCGGCGUCGAGAAGGCGGACACGGCAGGGUGUUCGCUAGUGGGAACAUCCUUUGGGCAGCCCAAUGCCUGGCACGCCGGCCAUGCCGCAGCCGACGGCAGGCUAUCUUGAGAGGAAGCGUGCCGCGGCGCCACGCAUUGCCGCUUUGGACUCGGGAGCUCCGGUAGACGUGCUCCAGAUGGCUAGCGAACCGCACACGCCUGUGCUCUAUAACUUUGUCCCGGCGCCGUGCGGCUGGACAAGCGUAUGCGUCGACGGCCUCACCCUGCUCAACCUGGUCUGGACCACCAGAGUGCAAGUCCUAUCGCAUGCGGCGGACGGAGGGCCGGCAACCAUCUCCUAUGGCACGCCGGUCCACGGCGUCGAUUACCCGAGCACGGUCAGGGUGGAUCCUCGCUCUGUGACGGCCAACUCAAAACUGGGCGACGGCGCGGGAACCAACUUUGAGCUCGACGACGACUUGGUGCUGCGGAUGACGUACGAGCGGUUCGGGACGGAGCUGCAGUUUGUCCUGGCCGGGCCGAACUCGGUGAGCAUCGCCGAAGCGCAGACUCUAUCCACGUGCAGUGGCUGCGUGAGUGGCGCCGUCGCAGCCAUGCAGACGUGCUGCGUGCCGUGCGUGCGGCUGGCGCGCGCAGCCAACUGCUACAUGUGAUGAGACCGCUCGAGUCGCAGGACCUUGGAGAGCCAUGUGACACGUGUGAUGAUUCCUGACCAGAGUUGCCCCAACUCUCGUCACAGAGAUAAUGCGUGUCUCUGUGUGGCGUCUGGCGAUGCCUUUCCCUGAGAACGCACACAACGCCUCGUGUGUAAUGCCCCGUGUGUUCCGCGAGUGCGUGUGCCGCGUCGUCCGUGCUAAGACUGACUGAUUAAAUACAGACUUAAAUCUCUCAUAUGGUGGUCUUGCCGAUAUGUCAUGUCCGCAAACCGUUUUGCUGUUUGAGAGACACGGGCAUGAGCGCGUUUCUCUCCGCCGGCUUGUCGGAUGCGGCAACCGGCGCCGUUAAACUCACUGACGAUGGAGACGCACGGCUGCACACAGCCGCACACAGCCGCGCGUGCUGCGGAUGCUGCUGUGCGGCCGGCAACAAAGCUGUAGGACACCAACCAGAGACUGCGACCCGGCAUUGCUUUCAGUCCCAUCCCAUCCAAUACUUGGCCUCGGCGAGCAAUCGAUUCAGAAUCUGCUUCGUGUUUGCGAUUAAGACGAAGAUGAAGAUCAGCUUCAGCGCUCUCUUCCCGUUGAAAGGCUCCACUUCGAACCCCUCGCCGAUGCGAACACCGCUUCCCUCGUCAUCGCUCGAUUGUGUGUCUGCAUCUUUGGGCGCCUGCCCUUUCUUCUUGCGCGAAGCGGGCGGCAUCUGCCAGGUGAGAGUCCUUG
Molecule: messenger RNA, 1403 nt
Organism: Emiliania huxleyi CCMP1516
Lineage: Eukaryota; Haptophyta; Isochrysidales; Noelaerhabdaceae
Exons: 4
Coding region: 87-677 (196 amino acids)
Source: RefSeq, a predicted model, not a curated record